This is a messenger RNA of Lucilia cuprina (Australian sheep blowfly), 2778 nucleotides long. RefSeq names its product signal transducing adapter molecule 1 (gene Stam). The record is from RefSeq and is a predicted model, not a curated record. Gene Ontology annotation, biological process: protein transport to vacuole involved in ubiquitin-dependent protein catabolic process via the multivesicular body sorting pathway. Gene Ontology annotation, molecular function: ubiquitin binding; phosphatidylinositol binding. The transcript is spliced from 4 exons. Gene Ontology annotation, cellular component: ESCRT-0 complex. NCBI's taxonomy places the organism in Eukaryota, Metazoa, Arthropoda, Insecta, Diptera, Calliphoridae. The coding region runs from base 265 to 2307 and encodes 680 amino acids.
AUGUUUGUCGGCGCAGGACUUUACUUUCUGUUAGUCAUUUUCACUGCAGAUAUAAGAAAAAAUAUUCUACCGAAGAAAUUUAAUUACAAAUAAAACUGUAUUUUAAAAUAUUAAACAAAUCAAACAACGAAAAGAAUUAAAUAUUGGCAAGCAUUAUAAGAAAUCUUAUAAAUUUCAUUGUGUAAAAAGAAAAUUUAAAACGAUAAAAGAAAAAAUUUCAUUCAUUUAAUAAACAACUAGCUAAAAACUUAAAUUGUCUAAAAAAUGGGUAUUUUUUCACAAUCUACUAGCUUUGAUGCUGAUGUGGAAAAGGCCACCAGUGAAACUAACACUAAUGAAAACUGGACAUUAAUAUUAGAGGUGUGCGAUAAAGUCUCCCUUAACCCUCGAAAUGCCAAAGAAUGUUUAAAAGCCAUUAUGCGACGAAUGGCCCACAAUGAUCCGCAUAUUGUAAUGCAGGCUAUCACAUUGUUGGAUGCCUGUGUUAGCAAUUGUGGUAAAACUUUUCAUUUAGAAAUUGCCUCUCGUGAAUUUCAAACUGAAUUUAUUCGUUUAUUGGGAAAGGUCCAACCAAAAUUACAAUCGAAAAUGUGUCAAGUUUUGAAGGGAUGGGCUGAAGGUGAUUUUAGAAGUGACCCCGAGCUAAAUUUAAUACCUUCAUUAUAUGCAAAAUUGCGUCAGGAGAAUUAUGACUUCAGUAAUUACAAUGAUAAACCUGCAAAGUCAGCGGUAAAAUUAGCGGCUCCCAAAGAUCCUAAUGUUGUUAGCAGCCAACAGGAAGAGGAUGAUUUGGCCAAAGCUAUAGAGUUAUCUUUGAAGGAGGUAAAAAACAGUCCAAAACAAGCAUCAUCAGCAGUAUCUGCUAACUAUCCAUCUUUGUAUCCUACGAUGUCAGCGUCUUCAGUUACUCCUUCCGCUAUUGAACCACGAAAGGUACGUGCCUUAUAUGACUUUGAGGCGGCAGAAGAAAAUGAGCUUACCUUUGUUGCUGGUGAAAUUAUUCAUGUCACUGACGACUCCGAUCCAAAUUGGUGGAAGGGCUACAAUCAACGCAGCGAAGGCCUGUUUCCUUCUAAUUUUGUAACGGCCGAUUUAUCCAUUGAUCCAGAUCGUUUGGAAAUAAAUCAACAACAUAAAGUAAAAAAGAGCACUCAAUUUGAAGAGGAUGCUAAAGAGUUACAACAAAAAACGGAAGCCGCUGCUGCAGCUGCGGCAACGCAAAGAAUAGAUAUCGAUGAGCAGAAGAUUGAUCGUUUAUUACAUUUAUUAAAUGAGGCCAAUCCCGAGGACCCCUCCCAGGAUACCGAAGAAAUGUUAAGAUUAGAACAGGAAGUACAUCAAAUGGGCCCUUUAAUCGAUGCCGAACUAGAGCGGGUUGACCGUAAACAUGCCCAACUCUCGCAACUGUCAAGUGACUUAGUUGAUGCUAUUAAUUUGUAUCACUCCCUAAUGAGAGAUGAUCGAAAUGCAAUGGGUUCACCCUACAACAUCGCCGGAGCUUUGUCUAGCAUGCCAUUGGGAGCAGCCGGUUUUCCUGGUCACUCUAAUAUAAUGUUUGGUACAAAUCCUGUAUUUGGUGGAGCUUUUGGUCCACACAGCUUUCCACUUGGAAUGAAUUCUUUACCUUAUUCUCCACAAGCUGGAAACUAUGCAACGCAACAUCAGAUGCCUAGCAUACCAAUGCCAUAUCAAAAUGGACAUUCUGCUAACCAACAACCACAUUCGCUGCAAGGACUGCCACCACAACAACAUCACCUACAAAGUCAUUCGCCAUAUGAAUCACAGCAGCAGAUGACUGCAAAUAACUUAAGUAGGGGCGUUGAGUCUCAACAACAGCAACAACAGCAUGUACCAAAUCAACAGGGCAAUUUCAAUCAUAUGUUGCCUAACCAACAGCAGCAUUAUCAGCCACAACAAAUUCCAACAGUUACAACAGCUGGUACGGAAAUACCUACAAACCAGUUGGUAUCGUCCACACAGCAACCACACGUCUCUCAACAGCAAACACAACCACCUAAUCAGUUUAUUUCAACGCAACAUCAAGUCCAACAACCUACUUACAUGAAUAGUCCAUCGAAUCAACCCUCAGCUAAUCCUCAUUUUUACAAUAAUUCGGUAGGUGAUCAACAAGCUCCGUCUAUUAUGGCUACUCCACAACAUGUAGCCAACAAUAUACCACCUCCAACGGGAACACUUGAUCAAUUUGGACAAUUGCAACAGCAAAUGGCCAAUAUGACAAUGACUGGUCAACAACCAUAUCAAGCAAAUAUACCACAAAACAUUCCAAUUUACCAACAACAGCGGUAAGAGAUUACCAUCAUCAGAAUCAUACUCCAAAAGGGAAAUAAAAAAAAAACAAUAAACUAUUCCAUUAAGUGGUUUUUAAUAAUUGAUCAUUAACUUUAAUUUAUAUAACUUUAAGCAUACUCUUACUCCCACUGGAGCAAAGGGCGCCAAACGUCUUUGACGUCAAAUAUUAAUGCGUAUUUUGAAAUUAAAAUUUUUAUUUUGGUUUUAUAAUGGAAUUAUUUUUUAUCAUAAAUAAUUUAUUAAUCACACCAAACACUUUGUAAACACUGUUUCCUAAUUGUAUAGUUUUCAUUUUGUAUUAAUCUCUUUCGGUCUCCGUGCUUACAUAGACACAUCGUUUUAUAAUGUACCGGAGUUUGUAUGAUUGUAUUGAGAUAAAUUGGACCAUACAUUGUUAAACGAAGAAUGUUAAUAACAAAAACGUAAUUUUUAAUUCAAAAGAAAACAUUAAAAUGAAAUCUUAAUAAA